AUGCUCGGCAUCGCCGUGGGCCCCAUCUAUGGGUCCUAUAUAGUAAAUGCAAUCGGUUGGCGCUGGGUCUACCAUGUCUCCGCCAUCACCUGUGCGGCGAUAUCCAUCCUUCUUAUACCCGUACGCGAGAGCCGACCGACAACCCUGCUUGAACGCCGCUUUGACAAUCUACAGUCAAAUGUUGGAGAGAUAGAUAUGGAUAUAUCAAAUCCUGACCGGACUGACACUUCCCGGGAGCUUGUGAAGGUGAUUCUGAUGCGGCCAGCCAAGAUCGGUGUCUCGGAACCCAUCAUUAUUUUGGUUUCAGUUCUCAGCGCGUCGGCUUGGGGCAUGAUGUAUCUCUUUACCGAGUCCUUCACCGUCGUGUACAGCGAGUUUGGCUGGAGCUCAAGGGCGACGUCACUGCCUUUCAUUGCCCUGGUUCCAGGAAUUAUUAUGAGUGGAUUUGUUCGCUUUUGGGACUACCACAAGCUGAAGCUCCGGCAGAAAGCCGGUCAGCGACCAGAGCCGGAAGAUAAAAUCGGUGGGUUUGCCAUCGCUGCGCCUGCACUCGCCAUUGGGCUCUGGAUCUUUGGCUGGACAGUUCCACCGCUCGUCCAUGUCCACUGGAUCGUAUCCAUGUUCGGCCUCGUGAUGAUUGGCUUUGCAGCGACGGAGUUCUCGUACACGCUCAGCGGGUAUCUUUCUGACGCAUACACUAUCUACGCCUCAUCGGGAUUAGCUGUCCAAGGCUUCUUACGCGCGCUGACCUCCGGGUGCCUCCCUCUGUUCGCCUAUCCGAUGUAUUCGGGGCUCGGAUCAAACGUCGCGACGAGUAUUAUUGCCGCUGUGGCAACAGUAUUCUGCAUAACACCGUACAUAUUCUUGAAAUAUGGUAAACACCUAAGGGAGAGCAGUCCUUUCGCGCAGUAUAGUGCAAAGAUGAACGACGAACAAGGUGCUGAUUGA
Molecule: messenger RNA, 948 nt
Organism: Penicillium subrubescens
Lineage: Eukaryota; Fungi; Ascomycota; Eurotiomycetes; Eurotiales; Aspergillaceae
Exons: 2
Coding region: 1-948 (315 amino acids)
Biological process (GO): transmembrane transport
Molecular function (GO): transmembrane transporter activity
Source: RefSeq, a predicted model, not a curated record